Messenger RNA from Pichia membranifaciens NRRL Y-2026, 1836 nucleotides. RefSeq lists its product as hypothetical. The record is from RefSeq and is a predicted model, not a curated record. NCBI's taxonomy places the organism in Eukaryota, Fungi, Ascomycota, Pichiomycetes, Pichiales, Pichiaceae. Gene Ontology annotation, molecular function: GDP-dissociation inhibitor activity. Gene Ontology annotation, cellular component: cytoplasm; Rab-protein geranylgeranyltransferase complex; cytosol. Bases 1 to 1836 code for a protein of 611 amino acids. The transcript has a single exon. Gene Ontology annotation, biological process: vesicle-mediated transport; protein geranylgeranylation; small GTPase-mediated signal transduction.
AUGACCUCUUACACGGACCGCCGUCCUUCGAUAGUCGAACGCAGACCUUCUUCGGUCUCGGCCUUCUCUUCGAGAAGACCUUCAGUGAUCCCGGAACUCCAGGGGAUCGAAAAACCCAACAUGGAGUCGUUGCCGGAUGACCUCGAAUGCGACGUUCUAAUCUGCGGAACAGGGCUCAUUGAGAGCAUUUUGGCGGCUGCGUUGUCGUGGCAGGGAAGCAAGGUGCUCCACAUCGAUUCGAACCAGUACUAUGGCGACAACUCGGCUACGCUGACGAUAGAGCAGAUCAAGAGCUGGUUCAUCAACUCGAAGAUGCAGCAGACCGGGUUCAAGAACUACAAAAACAUCAAGCUCGACAUCAACGACCACGACUUCAAGAUCGUCUCCAGAGAUUACGGCAUCGACCUAUCUCCGAAGAUCCUAUUCACCAAGUCAAACCUCUUGAGCUUGCUCAUCAAAUCCAGAGUAUACCACUACUUGGAAUUCCAGAGCUUGAGCGACUUCCACACGUUUGAAGACAACUCCUUUGGCAAGUUGGUGAGCUCGAAAGAGGACAUUUUCACCGACGAGUCGCUCAAUCUCUUGGCGAAGAGGAAAUUAAUGAAGUUUCUCAAAUUCAUAGUUGGUGAUGACUACUUGGCGGCUAUCAAGGAGGAAGACAAGGUGCUCACUUUGAAAGAAUACCUCUCGAAGACUUUCAAACUGGAGGACAAGUUUUCCAACGAGCUCAUAUACACGUUGGGCUUGGUCAACAACCCAAAUAUCGACACCAUCAGCGGGCUAGAAAGAAUUAGAAGAUACCUUCUGUCUUUGAACGUCUACGGGAACUUUCCAACGGUGUACUCGAAGUUUGGAGGGCCGGGGGAAAUUUCUCAAGGGUUUUGUAGAUCUGCUGCAGUUGCUGGUACAAUCUAUAAGUUGAAUACAAAAUUGGUCGACUAUGAUGCUGAGUCGAAGGUUGCCAACUUGAACGACGGCUCCAAAAUCAAAAUCAACGAAAGAGUCGUCUCUUCCUUGAACCAAUCGAAGGAGAAGUUGGAGUCUUUGGGAAAGAAAUUGCACGAGAUCUCAAGAAUGGUCAUCAUUGUCGACAAACCAUGUUGCGAGUGGUUCAACGAGGGAGAAUCGGCUUCGGUUGUCGUUUUCCCUCCUAAAUCCUUAAACUCGAACAACGAAUACCCGGUAGAAUGUUUGAUAAUGGGUGCUGGAACAGGCUGCUGUCCGGACGGCAAAUGCAUCUGGUACUUGCACACCAUUGCUCCCACAACAAACUCAGUUGCGGAGCACGACUUGAACUGCGCACUGAAGAAGAUGGAAGAGAGUAUUCUCAGAGAGAGUAACUUCGAUUUUGAAGACUUUGACGAGGGAGACCUGACGAUGGUGAACGAAAACAAAUUGGGCUUGACGCCUUCGGGCACCCUCAAGUUGAGUCAGAGCCUGCAGAAUUUCAAAGCCAAGGAGAAGUUGCGGUACGUGAUGAAGUUAGAGUUUACGCAGUUGACCAUUGUGGACCAAGCCGAAUCUUUUAGAGGAUACGGUUAUAGCGACGAGAUUGCCACGACCAAGGACGGGAUAAUAAUCUCCAAUAUGCCCUCUAGCGAACUAUCCUACGAUGGGAUCAUCGAGGAGGCAAAGAAACUCUACAGGGAAAUUGUCGGAGAUGAUGUCGACUUUUUUGACGUCGACUUCGAGGACGACGAGGACGAGAAAGAGAUGAACGACUUCAAUAACAUGAAGACAGCGAUGGAUAUGGAUAUGGAAAUGGACGAUAACGAACAAGCUAUUCUUGACGAAUCCGAGGAGGGUCAAUCGGGCGACUUGGAGUUCGAGCUCUAA